CCAAGGAGAGAGGAGUGUAGCAAGAGAGAGAAAAGAAAACGUGAGAACUUUCUCUUUCCUUUCGAAUAAAAUUUAAAACUUAACCAAAAAACCAAGCUUUAAUAAAAAAAGAAAAACUGCGACCGCACUGCUUAAUACAUUCCUUUUGACUUUGGUGGCAGACACAGAAUUAUAUCUUAUUCUGUGGUCUUGGUGCAUUUGUCAGAGGAAGCAAUUUGGAAAAUGCCUCUCUUCAAGAGGAAGCCUUUUGAUUUAGCAAAGCCACCAGAAGAUUUGGAGCCCUCUGACCUUGUAUACCAAGUUCGAUUCACCAAGGAGAUUUUUCGAGAUUAUCAAGAGUAUCUGAACCGGAUAAAUUUAUAUCGUCAGAGAGUUUGGAUGUGUAAAUCUACUGGAAAAUCUAACUUGACUUAUGAAGAAGCCAUGGUGAUGGAAAAAAAUGCAAUUCAAAAGGUUCAACAGCUACCCAAUGAUCUUGUGGCACCUGCAUUGCGUAUUAUACAAUUUAGUAUGCUAUCAUUGAGAGAUCUUGCUGAUCUAGUGACUAAAAAAUUGCAGAAAGAUCUGUUUGUGGGUGCUGAAUUGUAUGGAAAGAAGGAUGAUGGUCUUUACCCAUGCAGAGUGUUAAAAAUUGUGGAGAAUGGUGUUGGAAAAAUGCAAUAUGAGGUGGCAUUGCUUGGAGAAAAUGAGAAAAUAACAGAAAAUGCAAUAUUACAUGGAGAAGAUCUGGUGUGGAAGAAAACACCCUUCAACAGAAAAAUUUUGAAGUCUUUUAUUCGGGAGUCCACAUGCCGAAGUAUUCCUUGGGUGCUUCAUGAAAAACUGGCGCAGAAACAUGGUAUUUCAACGGAUCUUCCAGAGGAGUUGCGUAGCAAAUUCUUCCUUCAAGGUGGACAGCUGGUUAACAGAACGAAGAAAAGGAAAAAUGAGAAUAGAAACAAUGUUGGGGAAGCAAACGGAGAAUCUGGGAAAUCCAAAAGGAAUAAAGGAGAAAUUGGGAAGCCUGAUGCUAGUAAGGAAGAAAAUAAUCAGCCUGAGGACGAACCUGUCAAAUAUCCAAUUGAUGACCUGCUGGUGAAGCCUGGUCCUGAUGAUCCACUGUUUACUGAUCGCCCCUCUCCUUCAAGGGAUUUCAAUGUUCCAAUGGAUUGUAUUGGUGAUCUUUUGAUGGUUUGGGAUUUUUGCUCUUCAUUUAGCAGGGUGCUCAAUUUAUGGCCAUUCUCUCUUGAAGAUUUUGAAAAUGCCAUCUGUCACAAGGAUAGUAAUUUGGUUCUCAUUGUGGAAACACAUUCAGCUCUACUUCGUAUACUCAUAAAAGAUGACGGUGAAUAUUCAUUGGCUUUACAGAACAAAAAACGAAAGUCGAAGAUUUCACUCAUCACUUGGACCGAGUAUGUCUGUGAUUUCUUGGAAAUGAUCAAUGUUACUGAAUUAUGCUCUUGUAUGACCACUAUAAAGCGAGGGCACUAUGGCCUUCUGGAUGCUAAUGCUAAGUUAGGGAUUUUGCGCGAAUUGGUUUGUCAUGCCCUUGAAACCGAUCUUAUCAGGGGCAAGUUGGAUGAUCUAAUUGAGCAGCGACGGGCACUUGGAGCCACAGUAAGAGGGGAAGCUUUGGAAUAUGCUAGAAAGAAACGAGAAGAAAAAGAACAGUUGAAAGGUGAGUCUAAUGGGUUAGAAGUAAAGGAAAAUAGUAUGGAGAGCACAGGAAGCAAUCCACAUAUGGCAGAAAAUGGAGAAGAGAAUGGUGAUAUGGUGGAGGAGGUUAUUUCAUCUAGACAAAGCAAUGCAUUUGUUAAUAGCAGGAAGCAAUUAAACGGGCAAUCCAAGAAAGGAGAGAAGCAAAAAUUGGAUCCAAAAGUCGAAGCUGAAAAUAUAACAAACUCAAAUGAGAAGGAAGCACAGAAACAGCUAACUGGUGAAAAAAAGGAAGAUCAGGAGAAGAAGAGUAAAGAAAAGAGGGAACAGAGGAAGGAAUAUUUUAAACGUGAGAUGGAGAAACGAAGCAUCCGGACCAAUCCCUUAGGUAAAGACAGAGACUAUAACAGGUAUUGGUGGUUUAGGCGAGAUGGGAGGAUAUUUGUUGAGAGUUCUGAUUCAAAGCAGUGGGGCUAUUAUUGUGCCAAGGAAGAGGUUGAUGCACUUAUGAGCUCACUUAAUCCAAAGGGUGAGAGAGAGCGAGCUCUUCAACAACAGCUGGAAAAAUUCUAUCCUAGGAUCAGCUUGGAACUCCAAAAAAGAUCAAAGGAUUUGGCUCAGAAGAUUGCCUUGGAAGAGGCUGUGCUGCGGAGAUCUACUCGUGUACGGGCACCGCCUAGGGAAAAUCCUGCUAAUGCAUUCCUCAAGUAUGUGAACAAGUGGAAAGAAGAUUAAUAUAUAUUCUGAGUUGGAUACACAUAGCUAAACUCCGGUGCCUUAUUAAGUAGUUGUUAGUAUGAAAAUAACAUUGGGUUGAGGGGCAGGGAUAGGAUGGUUGGUUAAUGGGAUUAUAUAGGAGGGAAGAAGAGGAACUGGGAUGGAGCCUUUUUUUGAUCCAUUCCUCUUUUAAUGACCAACCCCACGGACAAAAAGCCUAAUAUCUCUACUCAGUUUUGCAAAUGACAACAUUGUUCCUGUCAUUCUUUUAACUCUGCUGUUAAAGCACUUUACAUUUUACAAAUUUCUGACAUAAAAAUAUAUCAUAACAUUGAAUUA
Molecule: messenger RNA, 2691 nt
Organism: Gossypium raimondii (Peruvian cotton)
Lineage: Eukaryota; Viridiplantae; Streptophyta; Magnoliopsida; Malvales; Malvaceae
Exons: 11
Coding region: 223-2370 (715 amino acids)
Source: RefSeq, a predicted model, not a curated record